UGGUUUCAAAUUGUAUCAUGGAGAUUCUACACACAUGGAUAUGUUUCGGACUACUUGGGUUUAUUCAAUCAUUGCUGUUGAAUCGUAAUAUUUGUGAUGAUAUCAUGUAUGUAGACUGUAAGACAGAAGCCUUACCAGGAAAUAAACUAUAUCGAGAUAACAAUAGAAACAUCUACGACAACUUUUGUACAUACAGUCAAGCAAAGUGUAGAGACAGUUCUAUUGAUCUAGAGGCAGUUUGUACUUGUGUUCAUCCUAUGAUUCAAUCUCCAGUUACUCCUGUAUCCCAGAUAAGAUCGUCACAAAAGUUUUUUACGACUAUGGCUGCCGCUUCGUCACAUUUAGUAUCAUCAACAGUAAAACCUACAAUGGGUCCACUAACAGUUAAGCCAACAAUGGGUCCACUAACAGUUAAAUCAACAAUGAGUCCACUAACAGUUAAAUCAACAAUGGGUCCACUAACAGUUAAAUCAACAAUGGAUCCAUUAACAGUGAAAUCAACAGUGGUUCCACUUACAGUGAAAUCAACAAUGGGUCCAACAACAGUUAAGCCAACAGUGGGUCCACUAACAGUUAAAUCAACAAUGGGUCCAGUAACAGUGAAACCAACAAUGGAUCCACUAACAGUUAAACCAACAAAGGGUCCACUAACAGUGAAAUCAACAAUGGGUCUUCUAACAGUGCAAUCAACAAUGGGUCCAUUAACAGUGAAAUCAACAAUGGGCACAACAACUGUUAAGCCAACAAUGGGUCCACUAACAGUGAAAUCAACAAUGGGUCCAACAACAGUUAAACUAACCAUGGGUCCUCCAACUCAAAGUGUAACAACACCGGAUGCGAUAAUUUCUGUAUUUUGCCAAAAUAGUGGUGUCAUUAAUUGUUCAAGCGACCAGGAACAUAUGUGUGGAUCUGAUAACACAACGUACAAAAACAGAUGCGAGUUUACCAAGGCUCAGUGUGUCAAUCCGAAUCUUUCGAUCGUUCGGGAAGGAGAUUGUUGACAUAAAUGUAAUAUACGAGGUUUAUAUAUUCUAC
Mytilus trossulus (common blue mussel) is the source of this 1035-nucleotide messenger RNA. RefSeq lists its product as uncharacterized. The transcript has 4 exons. Bases 18 to 1001 code for a protein of 327 amino acids. Gene Ontology annotation, molecular function: protein binding. Lineage: Eukaryota; Metazoa; Mollusca; Bivalvia; Mytilida; Mytilidae. The record is from RefSeq and is a predicted model, not a curated record.